Messenger RNA from Podospora pseudocomata, 513 nucleotides. RefSeq lists its product as uncharacterized. The transcript has 2 exons. NCBI's taxonomy places the organism in Eukaryota, Fungi, Ascomycota, Sordariomycetes, Sordariales, Podosporaceae. The record is from RefSeq and is a predicted model, not a curated record. Bases 1 to 513 code for a protein of 170 amino acids.
AUGGGCUCAGCUUCGAUAAAAUCCAAAGAGCCAACUUUGGUGGACCACCUUAGUCGGAUCGUGGCUUCAGACGUCAACGGAAACAGGGUGAGCAUGGCAAGCGUCUUUGAGAUUGAAACUCUUUGCUUGGCUCAGCUCAGGCUGGAUACCGAUAGGAAAGACCCUGUUCAAACGCUCAAGGACCUUCUCACCUCUCUUACAUCAGAAAUCAAGGCUUUACCGACGUGGUUUCUGAAGAUGAAGGUUGAUUCGAAUAGGACAUUAGAUGAGAUGCUCGUUCCCACUCGCAGCUCUCUUGACAGUCUGCAAAAGGAUCAGUGGGCUAUCAAGAAGAAGCAUGGUGGCUCCACAAUCUUUGGCCAAAACGUUGGUCUGGCUAUUGAGGAGAGGCUGGGUGGCAUCACCGCUGCCAUCCACCUGGGAAACGCAUUGGGCCAGGAGGGAUACGUAGAAGGCCUCGACAAGGGCAAUCUCGGCGUCGUUUACAAAGCUCAAAAGCCUUUGAGCCUUUGA